Diaporthe citri is the source of this 534-nucleotide messenger RNA. RefSeq lists its product as uncharacterized. Gene Ontology annotation, molecular function: glucosamine 6-phosphate N-acetyltransferase activity; monosaccharide binding. Gene Ontology annotation, biological process: UDP-N-acetylglucosamine biosynthetic process. The transcript is spliced from 2 exons. NCBI's taxonomy places the organism in Eukaryota, Fungi, Ascomycota, Sordariomycetes, Diaporthales, Diaporthaceae. Gene Ontology annotation, cellular component: Golgi apparatus; endoplasmic reticulum; endoplasmic reticulum-Golgi intermediate compartment. The record is from RefSeq and is a predicted model, not a curated record. The coding region runs from base 1 to 534 and encodes 177 amino acids.
AUGGCCGCCUCAACAGCGUUGUUCGACCCUGGGCUGAUCUCGCCCGAAGCGAAGGCCGCAUUUCCCGAAGGGUACACUAUUCGCCCGCUACAGAGGGACGACUACGGAAAAGGUUUCUUCGACUGCCUGAGCGUGUUGACGUACGUGGGCAGCGUCAGCGAGGAGCGCUUUCUGGAGCGCUUCGACUGGAUGGCAACCCAGGGGAAGGGCAUACACUAUUUCCUGGUGAUCGAACAUGAGGGCCAGAUUGUGGGGACGGGGACCCUGGUCGUGGAGAGGAAGUUUAUCCAUGACCUCGGAACCGUCGCCCACGUGGAAGAGAUAUCUAUCCGCAAAGAAUACCAGUCAAAAGGGCUGGGGUUGAAGCUGCUCAAUGCUCUGUCGUCAGUCGCGAAAUCAGUGGGCUGCUACAAGUCGAAGCUGGGUUGCAGCGAGGCCAAUGAGGCGUUCUACGUCAAGUGCGGAUAUGAGAAGGGCGGCCGAGUAAUGUCGGAGGAGUACGAGGGUCCAAAACCGGCAUACGAGAGGGGUUGA